Diospyros lotus (date-plum) is the source of this 749-nucleotide messenger RNA. RefSeq names its product cysteine and histidine-rich domain-containing protein RAR1-like. Gene Ontology annotation, biological process: defense response to bacterium; defense response to fungus. Gene Ontology annotation, cellular component: nucleus; cytoplasm. Gene Ontology annotation, molecular function: Hsp90 protein binding. The transcript has 5 exons. Bases 63 to 749 code for a protein of 228 amino acids. The record is from RefSeq and is a predicted model, not a curated record. Lineage: Eukaryota; Viridiplantae; Streptophyta; Magnoliopsida; Ericales; Ebenaceae.
UGCUGUCUCGCUGCUUUCGCCCGGGGGGGAGAGAGAGAGGGAGAGAUUGCCUGCGCGUGACAAUGGAGAAGGUUGGAAAGGUCCAGUGCCAGAGAAUGAACUGCCACGCCAUGUUCUCCGACGACGACAACCCUGAAGGUUCCUGUAGAUUUCACGACUCUGGACCUAUAUUUCACGAUGGAAUGAAAGAGUGGAGUUGUUGCAAGCAAAGAAGUCAUCAUUUCAGGUUAUUUCUUCAAAUUGCAGGAUGUAAGGUAGGUAAACGCACGAGUGAAAUACCAGUACCAAAGAAGCCCGCUCCUGUUGCAACUCCCACAAAUGAUGCAUCUUCAAAAGAAGCAUGCUCAAGGUGCCGUCAAGGAUUCUUUUGCUCUGAACAUGGUUCACAGGUGAAAGUAAUGAAUUCAAACCCACUAACAGCAGCGGCACCUGCUCUUGCCGACAGCAAUACAGAUGAACAGGGAGACGCUCCUGCUCCAGCGAAGAAGGUAGUAGACAUUAACCAUCCUGAAACAUGUAAGAAUAAUGGAUGUGACAAAACCUUCAAAGAAAGGGAUAACCAUGACACUGCUUGCAGUUACGACCCUGGCCCUGCCAUCUUCCACUACCGGAUGGAUGUAGCACAAUGCUUGAUCCAGUGUCGUAAAAAGCAGAAGCUGUUAUCAGAAGACAAACCCCUUUUACCCUCGAUUUGGGUUGAAAGAGCCGGUUUCUUUGUGUCUCUUUUUAUCAUCUUCCCUUGUCCUUAA